AAUCUUACAACUGGUUCGUAUAAUUAAUUAUUUAAGAACUAUAUGAUUGUUAUUAUUCAAAUUAUUGUAUCAUAAUGUUGCUAUCAUGGAUAUAAACAUUUCUUUUUAUCGAUAAUGCUUACACCUGUGCGUAUGUUACAGCAUCUAGCCAAAUCAGUGAAGUACAAGUAAUAGAUACGGUCGCAAUCACAAGUAAUAUGGUAGUACUCGGUGAAAAUCAGCGGGUUAUGAUGGAGGCAAUGGACUCACGAAAUGAAAAAUUAGAAGAGAUUAUGCAGCUAUUAAAAAAUAAUUCAUCACGAAAUGUUGAGGCGGCUAACGCAGAAGAGAGUGAUUUGCUCCCCAAUAUGCCAUUUACUGACAUUAAGAGUUUCCUCACAUUCGACCGAAAUCUUAAAAAAAACCCUGCAUAUAAAAAACAAUUUGUAAACAAAAUCGCGAUGAUUGGAGGGAAAACUCCUCAAAAAGCAGUAUCGAACAUUAAGAAAAAAAUUGUAAUGGAUGAAUUGUGUCGGCAGAUAACGUGGUUCGGUACCAACAAAGAAAAAAUUGCGAUGAAGGAAGGAAAACUUCCUGAUAUAAUAUUUGAAGUUCUCCGCAGACCGCGGUAUAAAUUAAACAUUCAAUUAGAUGAGUUCGAGGGACAAAUGAAAACAUUCCUAAGGACAUGCGGCGAUAGAAUAAGAAAUGAAAGAAGAAAGACGACGGCUAAAGAACAAGCAAUCCAAGCUCGGAGGGAUCGCGAGAAUGCCUUAUUAAGUAACGACGUGGAUGAUACCCAUUCAGAAUCAUCAGAUGACGAUUAA
Chelonus insularis is the source of this 806-nucleotide messenger RNA. RefSeq lists its product as uncharacterized. The transcript has 3 exons. Lineage: Eukaryota; Metazoa; Arthropoda; Insecta; Hymenoptera; Braconidae. The record is from RefSeq and is a predicted model, not a curated record. The coding region runs from base 198 to 806 and encodes 202 amino acids.